Cercospora beticola is the source of this 1369-nucleotide messenger RNA. RefSeq lists its product as uncharacterized. Lineage: Eukaryota; Fungi; Ascomycota; Dothideomycetes; Mycosphaerellales; Mycosphaerellaceae. The record is from RefSeq and is a predicted model, not a curated record.
AGCUUUAGCUCCAGCGUCUAGACCACUUCGAUCGUGACAGUAACCAGAUACAGCCCGAGGUGAGCCAAGACUUGCAUGACAGCGACUGCGUUGACCAGCCAUAGCAGUGGUCGCACGCGCGUCUGAUACCAAAGCUAGCAUUAUGCCACGCGAGUGGCGUUGUGGCUUCGUCUGCUCCAGGUGAAGCUUGCAGCAGCUUCGAGCUAUAUGACACGCAGUCGCGAACAGCUCAGAACGCCAAUCUUCUUCACCUGUAUUCUUCUUCAAAAUCCUGCAGAGCUCGAUCACCAUGGGUGCAGCACUUUCCAACGUAAUCAAGUCAAUCGACAGCACAAAUGACUCCGGACAGCAAGCAAUAGAGUCAUUGAGCGCUCUUCGUGCACUGGGUGAGAGUCGGGACGAUGUCGCCUGGGACAAAGCUGAAACACUAGGAGCUGGCGACCAUGCACCUAUACUCAAAAAGUUGAUGCGGUCCCAAUCCAUCGUCACAGAUGCAUCGUCGAGCAACGAUCAGAUUGCCUCCGGCAUCAAGCGCGUGACAGGCAAUACAGUCAAGGGUCAGAUUCUGGAUGGACUCACCGAUAUUAUUGCUAACGCACUAUCUACCGUACUCAACGACUCCGCUCAAGUCUCAUCGAAGCACUUUUACGCUCUCAUCGCAACCAGUUCGGGUGCUUUGCUACGCGUCGAUAUCGAUAUCCACUCAUACAACCUGAGAUCAAAGCGGCUACAACAAUACGCGGAGAACGUGGUCACUUUCACCUCGAUCAUUUCUACCAUCGAUAUGACAUAUUUGACGCUUGCGGACCUGAAAAGCAUUGUGUCGACAACAUACACUAGCUCUCCCGAAGAGCGGCAAAAGGCAAUCUUUGACCUGGUCAAAGCGGCUUGGGAGAAUGAUCUCAAGCUCAACGGUGGCGGGGAUUUGGAUGAUGCAGAGCGCGACAGAUCUCGGGCCUUAAUCAGGCCUAGCGAGUAUGAGAAGCAGGCCGCAAGCCCCGCUGCAUGAAGGUACAGUAUAUGCGGUGCGACGAAGGCUCGGAAACAUUCUGAAACAACGCCACACAAGGCAAAGAUCGAUGCGAUAGCGGUGCCUCCUACUCAAUCAAUUUCUAGCUCGAGGAGAGCAAUACAUGCCUCGAGAAUACGAGCUUACAUUUGCACAAAGCUACAGAGCGAUGGCGACGAAAACGCGACCUCUUCCGUGAACGUCUUUGAUGAAGUCGUCAAGUUCGGUUGCCUGCUUCGCUGGGGUCAGCGGUAGAGGUCGCAGGAGCGCGCAUUGCACUGCCCGCCUCCACACAAGGCUGUAUCUUGCUCCUUCGACCUCGAUUUCUACCAUCCACCACUUUCAACGAGAUGUCAACCA